AUAUCAGGACCCAUCUUGGCGAAAUGAUAAAAUUGAGAGCCGAACUGGCAGGCAUAGGCGCUUCGGUAGACAACUGGGACUUCUCAGCCAUGAUCCUAUCAUCGCUACUAGAAUCUUACUGCCCCAUCCUCACAUCCAUGAUAACCGCUGCUCGAAUCUCUUGGAAUACCCUCUCUCCCAAAGACAUAAUUGGCCACCUCAUAGAUGAGGCGGAUCACUGAAAAACUGUUGAAGCUGCAAAGAAAUUGCUAUAACUGUGGCAAAAUAGGCCAUAUUGCUCGGAACUGCCGAAAAAAAAGAAAGAAACAGCUGUUGUAGCAGC
Messenger RNA from Serpula lacrymans var. lacrymans S7.9, 322 nucleotides. RefSeq lists its product as uncharacterized. Lineage: Eukaryota; Fungi; Basidiomycota; Agaricomycetes; Boletales; Serpulaceae. The transcript has 3 exons. Bases 24 to 221 code for a protein of 65 amino acids. The record is from RefSeq and is a predicted model, not a curated record.